UCACCAAGAUAGAGAGCCUGCGCGAGAAGAUCCAGGAGACCUUCCGCGUCAGCCCCGACCGCCAGCGCCUCUUCUACCGGGGCAAGCAGUCUCCCAGGUGGAUCCAUGGAAAGAUAAGAGAUUUAGCACUGACAGUCAACCAGUGAACCUUGUUUUAUGACCUGCAAAGGACUGUUUAAAUAAGGACAAAAAACAUUUCUGCAAGCAGGAUGGACUGGAUCAAGUGACUUCAUGGACUGUUAGUUGCAGAAUACAAUAUUAUACUAUCAAGUCAGUGACACUUAUUCAGCAAGUUUCCCUUAAUUACUUUGUAAAAGAAAGGCUUGGCCUGCUACAUCAUCCUUCCUGAUUAACUUUAAUGAAGACUUGGGGCUAUUGGGAGGGCAAGUGUGAAAGUAUCUUGUAUUUGUAAUGGCAGUGGCUUAUUCCAUACUGGAGAUAUUUCUAGCUGGAGCAACACUGAAGUAAGCAUCCUGAAGACAGAGAUGGAAGGCUAUCCACAAAAGAAGAGAAAGUCUAGUUGUGACUAACAUCAUCUUCAGCUUUAACUUGAAAAUGAUGAUUCUGAGUUUCCUUAACACUAGCUGGAAGAUGGACAUACUUUGUUUGAUUACAAUGUUGGACUGAAUGAUAUAGUUCAGCUUUUGAUACGUACUGAGUCUGAUGCUCCCACCACCACUUCUAUGACUAAUAAUGAUGGAGAAGGCAAUCCAUGUGCUGUUUCCAACUGUAAAAACAAAGUCAAGAAAACAACAAGUGGUGGAUCUCCCAAUCAGCCAUCUACUUCUGCUCGCUCAUUUCUUAUUGACCCUGGCAUUGGAUUGUACAAGAUAAAUGAAUUGGUGGAUGCCCGUGAUGUCAGCAUUGGAGCCUGGUUUGAAGCUCACAUAGAAAAUGUUACCCGAGCAAAAAAGGGACAUAAGAAUGGUAAAGCUCAAGCAAAGAGUGGCAAUUCUUACAAAAGGACUAAUGGAAACUUAAGUCAAGAUCAUUCUAGAGAAAGUACAAAUAAUUUGGACAGUACACCUUCCACAUCUUAUUCAGACUGUAUGGACACUGAUGAAGAAGUUAUUUAUCAUAUCAAGUAUGAUGAGUACCCAGAGAAUGGUAUAGUAGAAAUGCAUGCCAGUAAUCUUCGACCACGAGCAAGAACCAUUCUGAAGUGGAGCGAACUAAAAGUGGGUGAUACGAUGAUGGUUAACUACAAUGUAGAGACUCCAGAAGAGAGAGGAUUUUGGUUUGAUGCAGAAAUUACCUCUUUGAGGGAAAUCUCAAGGACUAACAAAGAAGUUCACGCCAAAAUUCUUUUGGGAGGCCCAGAUGAUAUAAUAAAUGAUUGCAAAAUCCUUUUUAUAGAGGAAAUGUACAAGAUUGAAAAACCAGGAGCUUAUCCGCUGACAUUUGGGGAUGGAGAUUUCAAAAGGAAGAGUGGCCCCGAGUGCAAGCACUGCAGGGCAGAUCCAGAUAAGGAAUGCCGUUUUUGCUCCUGUUAUCUGUGUGGUGGAAAACAGGAUGCUCACAUGCAACUUCUGUGUGAUGAAUGUAAUAUGGCUUAUCAUAUAUACUGCCUGAAUCCACCUUUAAGCAAAAUACCAGAAGAUGAGGACUGGUAUUGUCCUUCCUGCAAAAAUGAUUCUAAUGAAGUUGUAAAGGCUGGGGAAAAACUCAAACAGAGUAAAAAGAAAGCAAAGAUGCCAUCUGCCAGUACUGAGAGCCAGAGAGACUGGGGCAAGGGUAUGGCCUGUGUUGGGCGCACCAAGGAAUGCACUAUUGUUCCUUCUAAUCACUAUGGACCUAUACCUGGUGUUCCUGUUGGAACAACCUGGAAAUUCAGAGUUCAGGUGAGUGAAGCAGGCGUUCACAGGCCUCAUGUUGGUGGAAUCCAUGGGCGCAGUAAUGAUGGAGCUUACUCCCUUGUGCUGGCUGGAGGAUUUGAAGAUGAAGUGGACAGAGGCGAUGAGUUUACUUACACUGGAAGUGGUGGUAGAGAUCUUUCUGGUAAUAAAAGGAUUGGAGAACAUUCAUUUGAUCAAACAUUAACACACAUGAACAGGGCACUGGCCCUUAAUUGUGAUGCCCCAUUGGAUGACAAAAAUGGAGCAGAGUCUAAAAAUUGGAGAGCUGGGAAGCCUGUUAGAGUGGUGCGCAGUUCAAAAGGACGAAGGAUCAGCAAGUAUGCCCCAGAGGAGGGCAACAGAUAUGAUGGCAUUUACAAGGUGGUGAAAUACUGGCCAGAAAUUGGAAAAUGUGGAUUCUUAGUUUGGCGCUAUCUUCUGAGAAGAGAUGAUCUGGAACCUGCACCUUGGACCUCAGAAGGAAUAGAACGGUCAAAGAAACUGGGUCUGAGUGUACAGUAUCCAGAAGGUUAUCUGGAAGCCAUGGCAAGUAAAGAGAAGAAAGAUAAGGUUAAGAAACAAACUGUGAAACAGGAGCCAACUAGACAGAGCAAUGGAAACCAGAAGAGGACAAUUGAUGAUGCAGGGAUAGAAGAGUCUACAAAUGCAUCCAAAGCCAUGAGAAUGGGGGACGGAGGAAAAGGAGAAGCUUUUCAGAUAACCCAGCAACAACAGUGGCUGAUUAGAGAAGACUGUAUGAACCAGAAAUUGUGGGAUGAAGUGCUUGCUUCUCUUAAAGAAGGACCAAAUUUUCUGAAGAAACUGGAACAAUCCUUUAUGUGUGUCUGCUGCCAGGAGCUGGUUUACCAGCCAGUGACAACAGAGUGCCUCCACAACGUCUGUAAAAGCUGUUUACAGCGCUCGUUCCGAGCUGAAGUUUUCACCUGCCCAGCCUGCCGCUACGACCUUGGAAAGGGCUAUACUAUGGUUCCCAACAAGAUCCUGCAGACACUACUCGACCAGUUCUUCCCUGGUUACAGCAAAGGACGAUGAUAUGUUCAGCUCCUACCAUACUUCUCCCAGUGACUUUAUAGACAGUAAAGGAGAAUAAACAUGGGAAAUGCAACAGUGGACCAGCCAGCUUGAUGGGACUCAAUAUAGUGUCAUAUUUUGAAGCAGCUAACCCUCUUCCCCAUAGAGCCAUCUUUUUGUGUAGUGAGAACUCCAAUUCUCAGCUGUCUUUUAACAUCAAAGGUAGUUUUGGCCAGUUAACAAUAGUUUCUAAAGUGAAAAAACAGAAGCCUCAGCUUUGACUGGUCAAUCCUAACUGAUACUUAAGUUAUGGUUUGUGCAUUGUAACUACCUCAGGACAGAGGAAAAUAAUUUGUGGGGAUUAAAACAGUUCAAUGAAGUUUUAGCUACACACUGCCUCCUGAAUAUUUAGUUGUGCCUGGUCCAUGUGGUUUGAUUUACAAAAAAAAAAAGCAGCACUUAAACCGGUUUGAUUAAAGAACAGCAAAUUCUGUGGUGUGCAUAAUCCUUUUUUGUCUUUUCUUCCAUUAUGCUGUAUUUUUUUUUUUUUUUUUUGCAAGAACAGGCUGAUUUUUAGUCUAUUUUUGUGAGCUUCAUUGUGCUUUUCCUUGUAUCUUAUGCAAGUUGACUACUAAUGACUAAUGAGAACAAUAUGAAUGCAUUGUUGCUACAUUAGUGUAAAGUGAUCUGUGUUUUUUGCACUUAAGGAGGGUAUUCAAGACACUCUAGUUGUGUAAAAAAAAAAAAAAUUCAUAUGAAACAAGCCACUUUUGUAUUAGUUAAAACUGUAUGCUUUUAGUAGGUCUUGUAUCAGUGGCAAUACAUCUACACAGCGUUGGAAGGCAGUGCUAGCUUGGAGAGGGUUCAAAUCGCUUCAUAUUGUGAUCUGAAAUUUUAUAUACAGUAUAUUCCCCCAAAUAUACCUUAUUAAAUAUUUUAUGAUUCAGAAAA
Molecule: messenger RNA, 3818 nt
Organism: Alligator mississippiensis (American alligator)
Lineage: Eukaryota; Metazoa; Chordata; Crocodylia; Alligatoridae
Gene: UHRF2
Product: ubiquitin like with PHD and ring finger domains 2
Exons: 17
Coding region: 684-2888 (734 amino acids)
Biological process (GO): protein ubiquitination; negative regulation of gene expression via chromosomal CpG island methylation
Molecular function (GO): protein binding; ubiquitin protein ligase activity; metal ion binding
Source: RefSeq, a predicted model, not a curated record